Messenger RNA from Gilbertella persicaria, 2151 nucleotides. RefSeq lists its product as uncharacterized. The transcript is spliced from 6 exons. The record is from RefSeq and is a predicted model, not a curated record. Bases 253 to 2094 code for a protein of 613 amino acids. NCBI's taxonomy places the organism in Eukaryota, Fungi, Mucoromycota, Mucoromycetes, Mucorales, Choanephoraceae.
UCUCUCUCUCUCUCUCUCUCUCUCUCUCUCUUACUCACUUUCUUUACUAUCACUGUUAUAAAUACAAGUUAUUAGUAAAUCAAACAAACUCACAAACAUAUUUGACUCAUCUUGUAAUCAUCCUUUUCUUUUCUUAUUCACUGAACGCGCGUUUCUUUUAUACUCAUCUCUUUUUUAUUUUCUCAUCUCUACUAUAAAAAAAAAAUAGCUUAAAAAAUAAAACACACACACACACACACACACACAAAAGUCAUGUCAGAUACAACGACGCCAGUUAUUCGCUAUACAAAAGAAACCAUGAUAGCACUUCAUGAUAGUCCACUUGUGCAAAAACCCGAACAUAUGCCUUCUUUAUUAGCUUGGUUUGGUGAGGACUCUGAUUCCCCAGCAUCAAAAAGUAUUUUAAAUGGUUAUGUAAUUACUCGGACUCUAAAUGACAAAAGCAUCGUCCUCGGUCCUACCAAGACCAAUUUUGCUUCUUCCUUAUAUGGCGGAUUAAAACAAAAUGAUCCUACUGCAAAAGUACAACAGUUACCCAAUACAAGAUAUAGACAGUUGGACGAAAGAUCAAACACAACAAGCAUAAGAGAAUAUCGUUCUCCUCGCGGUUCAUUUAUAGGAGACAAAGGUUUUUCAAAAACAGACAAGACAGACAACAGAAAGUUCAUGAGCUCACCACCUCACAACAAUAAACGUAACUUCAAUACGGACCGAAUAAAUGACAAGGGCAGUGGAAGACAUAACCCAGCAUACAAUAACCGCAACAAUAGACAUACCAAUGGUCAUCAUCAGCAGCAUCAACAAAAUCAUAGUCAUCAUCAUCACAACCAUUAUCAGCAAGAAUCAGAAGGUUCAGAAAGAGUACCCGAAUGGAUGGAUUAUACGCCAGAAGAUCAAAUUGAAGUCAAGGAAAAAGAACAAGAAGAAGAAGGAGUUCAGUUCUCGAAUGACUUGGAGACUUGGAAAUCCAAUAUGAAAAAGAGAGAUGGUGUUGAGGAACCUGUUGUGGAGACAUCACUCGCUUCAUUGUCUUUGGAGGUACAAGAUCCCUUGUCAUUCUUUGAAGAUAUAGUCAAUAAUGAACCUCGUCGUGAACAAAAAGGUGGAUCUCGUUUUGCUCGGUUCUUUGCUAAACGAGAAGAGCCCAGUGAACCUACUCAGGCAUUAUCUUCCCCAGCACCACCACCACCUGCUGUACAAUCUCGUUCAAUUAGUCUGAACGAUUUAUUCCAACAACCAGCCAUGUUGAAUGAACCAGAACAACAACAACAACAACAACAACAACAAGAAAAUGUUCGUAUAUAUUCUGAGGAAGACAUACUCAAGUCUUUAGGUGCUAAAAAAGACAUAACUGAAGAUGGUAGUGCUAUGGGCUUUAACCGUGUUCUUCAAAUCCUUUCUCAACCCAAACCUACUUUAACUGAAGAUAUAUCACAUGAACAAGAGCAACCACAGCCACAACAGCAACCACAACAAUCACCUAAAUUGAACAAAGGAUCUCCCAUGGUGACAGGUUCACCAUUAUUAACUGAUACAAAGCCUAUGCGAUUCGGUAACAAUUUGCCUACUUCUGUCUUGCGCCAAAUGAGUGCACGAUCCAAUCAAGACAAGUCACCUAAAUCUACGCCUCCUAUACGUUAUUCACCCAAGCCUAUCUUGCAUCCACCACCACCUCCACCACCUACGAUGCCCCCACUUCCUAUGCCUCCACAACAGUUCUUUGCUCUUCAACAAAAUGGACCUUAUUCACCAGGUCAUCCUAUGAUGGAUCACCGUGGUUUUGAGCAAUUAAUGCAGUAUGAUCCUCGUUUGAUGCGAAAUGGCAAUGGUAGCAAUAGUAAUGGCGAGUUUUUACCUCCUCAUAUGAUGAUGGUCCCUCCUCCUCCUUUACCGCCAGGACAAAGACCUAUGAUGACACCACCUCAAUUCAAUCAACAAAUGUCUUUGCAUAUGCAACGAUUUCCAGUACAACAACAACAACAACAACAACAACAACAACAAAGAGACAUGGUUCCUCCUAUGUUACCUCAUCUUAUGGCUAAUGGUAUACCACCUCAAAUGCUCAAUAAGAAUCAAGGUUGGGAACAACGUUAAUAAGCCUCCUUUUUUUUUCUCGAGAAUAAAAAAAAACCCCCAUGUUUUGUUCUUGAA